AUGGGAACUUUCGACGUAGCAGUAGUUGGCCUUGGAGCAUUCGGAAGCGCAGCGGCGUGGCAGGCUGCUCGAAAGGGAGCAAAGGUCGUGGCGUUUGAGCAGUACGAGUUUGGACACGUCCGCGGUGCAUCUCACGACACGUCUCGCAUUGUCCGGACAGCAUACGAUGCUCCACAGUACGUCUCGCUCGCCAAGGCUGCAUACAAAGACUGGGCGGAGCUGGAAAAGGAUGCGGGCGUCAAGCUGUUGACUGUGACCGGUGGCAUUGUUGUGCUUGCAAACGAGCGUGGAUGGACGUCUGGCGUCAAGCUCACAGAUUAUACAGCGAGUCUGGACGCCAACAAUGUACCCUACGAGCUUCUCGAUGCUCAGCAGGUCAAGCAACGAUGGCCUCAGAUCUAUCUUCGGGACGAUACGUCAGCUGUAUACACGGCUGACACUGGAAUGGCGCACGCAGCCAAGACGGUGGCGGCAAUGCAGUUUGUGGCUCGGGCCCGCGGCGCCAUUCUCAAGGAAAACACACCCGUCACUGAAGUAGUGCCUACUUUACAAGGCGUCAUCGUCAAGACGCCAAAUGGCGAUUUUCAAGCUCGCAAGGUGAUUCUUGCCGCAGACGCCUGGAUCAACAAAUUACUCUUUCCGCUGGGCGCACACAUUCCGUUACAAGUCAUGCAGGAGCAAGUGACAUAUUUCAAGCCGGAAAACCCAUCUUCCUUCGACCCUGGUCAGUUCCCAGUAUGGAUUCGGGUUGUAGAUGGAAAAACCUUCUAUGGGUUCCCGACGUUUGGCGAGCCAACCAUCAAAGCAGCGCAGGACUUGUCCAACAACCUCAUGACGCCGGAUGAUCGGUCCUAUGUCCCUUCUCCAAAGCUCUUGAAUGACUUGACCAGUUUCAUGAAGGACUUCAUUUCGAAAGAUCACAAUCUCGAGACCCUUCGUACUGUAACCUGCCAGUAUGCAAUUACCCCAGAUAGACAGUUCAUUCUCAGUGCGUUGGACAAAUACCCCAACGUCCUGGUAGCCUUGGGGGCUGGUCACGGGUUCAAAUUCGCACCAGUGGUUGGUCGUGUCAUGGCCGAAUUGGCUAUAGAUGGAAAGACAACAGAGGAUCUGUCAAGGUUUGGCGUUCCGCAGUCGCCGAUUCAGAGCAAUCUUUAG
Molecule: messenger RNA, 1158 nt
Organism: Clonostachys byssicola
Lineage: Eukaryota; Fungi; Ascomycota; Sordariomycetes; Hypocreales; Bionectriaceae
Source: the annotation of a GenBank genome assembly